CCUGACCCAUCAGAUCACCAUGGCGGGACCUGCUCUCUGCCUGGUGGCUGCCCUGGUGGUCUGCUUCUCCGCUUCUUCUCAAGGUCAGCUGUACAGCCUCAUCACUCCCAAUGUUCUGCGGGUGGAGAGUGAAGAGAAGAUCAUUGUGGAGGCUCACAGCCUCAGUGGGUCCACGGAAGUGACCAUCACUGUCUUCGACUUCCCGCUGAAGAAUAAGGCCUUGUACGAGGUCACAGCUACCCUGAACCAAGAAAAUGGCAUGAUGGUGACCCCAAGAAUAAAGGUUCCUGCCAAAGACAUGAAGAAGGAUUCCAAGCUCAACCAGUAUGUGGUUGUCCAAGCCAGGUGUGCCCAGUUCCAGCUGGAGAAGGUGGUUCUGGUCUCCUUCCAAAGUGGCUACAUCUUCAUCCAAACAGAUAAGACCAUCUACACGCCUGGAAGUGCAGUGCGCUAUCGAGUCUUUCCUGUGGGUUACCACCUGGAGCCUCUGGAGAAGAAUGUGAUUAUUGAGUUUAUGACACCAGAGGACAUCGUGGCCCACCAUGCUUCCAUUACCUCUGUUUCAACAAACGCCCAGCCUUUCAACUUACCUGAGAUUGUGAGCUUUGGGACGUGGAAAGUUGUGGCCAAGUAUCAAGACUCCCCGCAGGAGAAAUUCACCACACAAUUUGAAGUCAAGGAAUAUGUGCUACCAAGCUUUGAAGUCACACUACUACCAAAAGAGAAGUUUUAUAACAUUAAUAGUGAUGACAAUUUCAGAGUGUCCAUCACUGCAAGGUUCCUCUAUGGGAAGAAAGUACAAGGCGUGGCCUUGGUCCUCUUCGGAGUGAUUGCAGAUGGGAAGAAGCUCUCCAUCCCCGACUCACUCGACAGGAUCCCGAUUGUCGAUGGCGAAGGGGAAAAAGAAGCAGUGCUAACAAAAAAAAUACUACAGAAAAGAUUUGACAAACCUGGGGAAAUCAGGGAUCUCCUUGGGCAUUUCCUCUAUGUCACUGUGACUGUGAUGACAGAAUCAGGCAAUGAUAUGGUGGUAGCUGAACAAAGUGGCAUUAAGAUUGUGACAUCUCCCUACGAAAUCCUCUUCACAAAAACCCCCAAGUACUUCAAACCAGGAAUGCCCUACGAACUGACAGUCUUUGUCACCAAUCCCGAUGGCUCCCCAGCUCCAAACAUCCCUGUGGUUUCGGAGCCCCUUGCAGUCGAGGCGGUCACCCAGAAUGAUGGAACUGCUAAACUCAUCGUGAACACACCAGGGAACGUGCAACAGCUACGAAUCACUGUCAAAACCAGACACAACAAACUCCAGGACAAUGCACAAGCCAGGAAUACCAUAGUGGCCAACGCCUACCAAACCCAAGGGCAGUCUGGAAACUACCUCCAUUUGGCAGUCACAGCAAGAGAGCUCAGGGCUGGGGAUAACUUGCAUAUCAGUUUCAUCGUGAAGACCAACAACCAAAUCCUGAUGAACCAGAUCAAUUAUUUCACCUACAUAAUCAUGACCAAAGGAAAGAUCUUCAAAACUGGGAGGCAGCUCAAGGGUCAAGGACAGAACCUGGUGACGAUGACUCUGCCCAUCACCCCCGAUCUCAUCCCCUCUUUCCGGUUUGUGGCUUACAGUCAAAUAGGAAACAGCGAAAUUGUGGCGGACUCGGUCUGGGUGGAUGUGAAAGACACCUGCAUGGGAACGCUGGUAGUGACAGGAGAUAACAAAAUUCACGCCCCAGCAGCAGAAAUGAGAAUCAAACUGGAAGGCGACGCAAAUGCUCACGUGGGCCUCGUGGCUGUCGACAAAGGGGUCUACGUCCUCCACAAGAAGAACAAGCUGACCCAGGCAAAGAUAUGGGACACCGUAGAGAAGAGCGACAUCGGAUGCACGGCUGGCAGCGGCAGUAACAACAUAGGAGUGUUUGCAGAUGCUGGACUGGCCCUGGAGAUGAGCAAUAAGAUUUCCACGCCCCAAAGAUCAGAUCCAAAGUGCCAGCAGCCCACAAGACGUCGGCGCCGCUCUCUGCAGCUUCUGGACUCCAAGGCCAGCAAAGUGGCCCAGUAUCAGGGCCGGACUCUGAGGAAGUGCUGCGAAGACGGCAUGCAGGACAACCCCAUGGGCCACAGCUGUGAGAAGCGUGCAGGAUACAUCCUUGAGCAGGACGGGUGCAAAGCUGCCUUCCUUGAAUGUUGCCGGUACAUCCGGAGCAUCCGUGAUGAGCAUGCGCGGGAGGAGGAGCUGAUCCUGUCAAGAAGUGAUGUUGAUGAUGUUGAUGAUGAUUUCUUAGCCAAUGAUGAGAUUGUCUCCAGAACACAGUUUCCUGAGAGUUGGUUGUGGCAAAUAGAACAUCUGACUGAGCCUCCAAAUGACCAGGGGAUCUCAUCCAAGAUGGUGUCUUUUUUCCUGCACGAUUCCAUCACGACCUGGGAAGUAUUGGCUGUGAGCAUUUCAGAUACGAAAGGGAUCUGCGUGGCUGACCCUUAUGAGAUCACAGUGAUGAAGGACUUCUUCAUCGACCUGCGGGUGCCUUACUCAGUUGUGAGAAAUGAGCAAGUGGAGAUUCGGGCUGUCCUCUACAACUAUUGGGACCAAGACAUCACAGUGCGAGUCGAGCUGGUCCACAACCCGGUUUUCUGCAGCGCUUCCACUGCCAAGAAAAGAUACACGCAGAUGUUCAGCAUCAAAGGCCUGUCCUCUAAGGCGGUGCCGUUUGUGAUUGUCCCGCUCGAGUGGGGACUCCAUGACGUUGAGGUCAAAGCAGCUGUCAGGGGCUGGUUUGUGUCAGAUGGUGUCAAGAAGAAGCUGAAAGUUGUGCCUGAAGGUAUGCAGAUAAAGCUGGUGACCGUCAUUGAACUGGAUCCUGCUGCGAAAGGAGUCGAUGGAGUUCAGGAACAGAAGGUCAGUGCCAAAGUUAUCGACGACCAGGUCCCCAACUCGGAAACUGUGACCCAAAUUACCAUCCUAGGAAACCCUGUAGCCCAGAUUGUCGAAGACUCCAUUGAUGGGGCCAACCUGAACCAUCUCAUCGUAACUCCAUCUGGCUGUGCAGAGCAGAACAUGAUCAAAAUGACUCCGACGGUUAUCGCCACCCACUAUCUGGACGCUACCAAGCAAUGGGAGAAGAUUGGGGUGGAGCGCCGAUCUGAUGCCAUCAAGCAGAUCAUGCAAGGUUAUGUGCAGGAAUUGGCGUACAAGAAAGAAGACCACUCCUAUGCCUCAUUUACUGGUCGCCCAUCAAGCACUUGGCUAACAGCAUACAUCGCAAAGAUCUUUGCCAUGGCUAAACCUGUUCAGCCAAACAUUGAUGCCCAGGUCAUCUGCGGAGCGGUGAAAUGGCUGAUUCUGAACAAGCAAAAGCCGGACGGAAUGUUCCAAGAAGAUGCCCCAGUGAUCAGUGGAUCGAUGGCGGGAGGCUAUCAGGGUGCGGAACCAGAGGUGUCCUUAACAGCCUUUGUCCUGGUGGCACUGCUGGAGACCAGACCAAUCUGCAGAGGGCAAAUCAGUAGUUUAGAAAACAGCAUCACCAAGGCUGCCGAGUUUCUAGUCAGGAAGUAUGACUCGCUGGAAAGGCCGUACACCGUGGCCCUCACCUCGUAUGCCUUGACCCUGGCCGGGAAGCUGAAUCACGACAGGGUGCUGAUGAGAGCAUCGACAGGUAGAAAUCGGUGGGAAGAAACCAAUGCUCGUACCUAUAACAUCGAAGGCACCUCCUACGCUCUUCUGGCCCUGCUGAAACUGAGGAAGUUUGACGAGGCCGGUCCUGUCGUAAGAUGGCUGACACAGCAGAAAUAUUAUGGGGGAACAUACGGGCACACUCAGUCAACUGUCAUGGUGUUUCAAGCCCUUGCCCAGUACCACACGGACAUCCCUCUCCUAAAGGCAAUGAAUUUGGACGUUUCUCUUCUAUUGCCGGGAUAUGAAAAUCUGGUCAGGCACAGAAUUGAAUACGAAAAUGCCCUCCACGCUAGAACAGCAGAGACCAAGAUCAACGAAGACUUCACUGUGAAAGCGACGGGACAGGGACAGGCCACAGUGACCGUAGUGACCUUGUAUAAUGCAAAACUCCGGGAAGAGGCCGUUCCCUGCAAGAACUUUGACCUGGAGGUGACCACCACACCCUUCCAGCUCCGUAAGCCAAUAGAUGGAGUCUUGGGAGCAGCCAAGAUCAAGAUCUGCGCCAGGUAUCUUCGUGAGGUCGAUGCCACCAUGUCCAUCAUCGACGUCUCCAUGCUCACUGGGUAUGGACCUGCCACGGAAGAUCUUAAGAGGCUUUCAGAAGGUGUGGACAGAUACAUCUCCAAGUAUGAAAUCAACACGGACACGUCAGAAAGGGGGAACCUGGUCAUCUAUUUAGACAAGGUUUCUCAUUCGGAGGAUGAAUGUCUGGAAUUCAAAGUUUACAAGUAUUUUGAGGCCGGCCUCGUUCAGCCAGGAUCAGUCACAGUGUACAGCUAUUAUUCCAUAGAUGACCGUUGUACCAAGUUCUACCACCCAUCCAAGGGAAGCGAGCAUCUCAAUAAGAUCUGCCACGGUGAUGUUUGCCGGUGUGCAGAAGAAAACUGCUUCUCGCACAACCAAGAAGAUGAACAGGUCGAUUUGCAGGACCUGGUUCGGAAAGCCUGCGAGACAGAAGUGGAUUACGUGUACAAAGCCAAGCUUAUUCGAAUCGAAGAAGAAAAUGGUUAUGACAACUACAUGAUGGAAGUUCUGGAAAUUAUUAAAGCAGGUAGUGACGCCAAUCCACAAGCCGAACUCUGCCAGUUCAUCAGCCACAUGAAAUGCCGGCAGUCUCUGGAGCUGCGGGUGAACGAGGACUACCUGGUCUUAGGCCACAGAAAAGACCUGUGGCCCACCAAAAAUGGUGUCAAUUACAUCAUCAGCAAGGACACGUGGAUUGAGAAGUGGCCAACCGACGACGAAUGCCAGGAGGAGGAAUACCAGGACCUGUGCAACGACUUCCUCGAGUUCUCCAACAGAAUCACCAUUUUCGGCUGUGACAACUAACGGUGGAAGCGUCGUC
Messenger RNA from Euleptes europaea (tarantolino), 5006 nucleotides. Its product is annotated as A.superbus venom factor 1-like. The record is from RefSeq and is a predicted model, not a curated record. Gene Ontology annotation, molecular function: endopeptidase inhibitor activity; protein binding. The transcript has 40 exons. Gene Ontology annotation, cellular component: extracellular region. Bases 20 to 4990 code for a protein of 1656 amino acids. Gene Ontology annotation, biological process: complement activation; inflammatory response. NCBI's taxonomy places the organism in Eukaryota, Metazoa, Chordata, Lepidosauria, Squamata, Sphaerodactylidae.